AUGCCCGUCCAAAUCCACCUCGUCCGCCACGCCCAGGGCUUCCACAACCUCUCGCUCGAGAACGAGGCAAUGCGAGACCCCCUCCUUACGGACCUGGGCAAGCAGCAGUGCGCCGCCCUCCGCGCCGCCUUCCCCUACCACGCCCGCCUCACCCACCUCGUCGCCAGCCCCCUCCGCCGGACGCUGCACACCUGCCUCCUGGGCUUCGCCUCCGACGCCGCCGCCCCCGUCGGCAGGCCCCUCAAGGUCCUCGCCCUGCCCGAGGUGCAGGAGGUCUCUGACGCGCCGUGCGACACGGGGUCCGCGGUCGCCGACAUCGAGGACGAGUUCGCCGGCCGCGUUGACUUCAGCAGGGUCCCCGAGGACUGGACCGACAAGACGGGCCCCGCCUCCCGGUGGGAACCGACGCUGGAGAAGCUAGAGAAGCGGUCGGCCGAUGCGAGGCGGGCGCUCAGGGAGCUGGUGGGGGAUGUGCAGGGCGACGACCACGUCGUGGUUGUCACGCACGGCGGCAUCCUGCAUUUUUUGACCGACGAUUGGUCCGGCAUUGGUGCCAAGAAAGCAACUGGCUGGGAAAACACCGAGUACAGAUCGUACGAAUUCGCGGAUCCCACGGGCCAGGACCCCAAAGCGUCCCUGAAGGAAACGCAGGAGAGCUGGGAGCGUCGCCAGGGCGAAAACACUCGUCCGACGCCGGAGCAACAGGCCGAGUUGAGGGAGACCUUCUACCGCGAGAUGGAGCCCUACCUCAAGUACAGUCCCGAGCGUGGCUGGAUGCAGUGA
This is a messenger RNA of Colletotrichum graminicola M1.001, 783 nucleotides long. RefSeq names its product phosphoglycerate mutase. Lineage: Eukaryota; Fungi; Ascomycota; Sordariomycetes; Glomerellales; Glomerellaceae. Gene Ontology annotation, cellular component: cytoplasm. The transcript has 2 exons. The coding region runs from base 1 to 783 and encodes 260 amino acids. The record is from RefSeq and is a predicted model, not a curated record. Gene Ontology annotation, molecular function: phosphatase activity.